This is a messenger RNA of Penaeus indicus, 918 nucleotides long. RefSeq lists its product as uncharacterized. NCBI's taxonomy places the organism in Eukaryota, Metazoa, Arthropoda, Malacostraca, Decapoda, Penaeidae. Gene Ontology annotation, molecular function: chitin binding. The record is from RefSeq and is a predicted model, not a curated record. The transcript is spliced from 3 exons. The annotation marks the transcript as partial. Gene Ontology annotation, cellular component: extracellular region.
GGAGGAGGUAGUGGAGGAGGAGGUGGAACCGGAGGAGGAGGAGGUAGUGGAGGAGGAGGUGGAGGUGGAACUGGAGGGGGAGGAGGAGGAGGAGGAGGAGGUGGCGGCAUGAUGGGGUUCGCGGCGUCCAUCCCCGGCGGCGGAGUGCCCGGCGAGGACUUCCCCCUCCUGGCGUCCAUCCCCAGCACGGGCUUCUCCUGCGUCGACAGGCUGCCCGGGUACUACGGGGACCCCUCGCCCGACGCGCGCUGCCAGGUCUUCCACAUAUGCGAACGCCCGAACCGGAUUCACUCGUUCCUCUGCCCGAACGGAACCAUCUUCAGCCAGCAGUACUUCGUGUGCGUCUGGUGGUUCAACUUCGACUGCUCCACUUCCGAUCAGUUUUACAUCCUCAACGCCGAGAUCGGGAAGGUUCCGGAGAAUUCUGGUGGAGGAGGUGGGGGUGGAGGGAGUGGAGGAGGAGGAGGAGGUGGGGGUGGAGGAGGAGGAGGAGGAGGAGGUGGGGGUGGAGGUACAGGAGGAGGAGGAGGAGGAGGAGGAGGAGGAGUAGGAGUAGGAGCAGGUGGAGGUGGAGGAGUAGGUGGAAGUGGAGGAGGAGGAGGAGUAGGAGGAGGUGGAGGUGGAGGAGGAGUUGGUAGCGGUGGUGGUACAGGAGGAGGAACUUUCGGUGGUAGUGGCGGUGGAGGAGGAGGAGGAGGAAAUGCUGGCGGUGGUGCCACUGUUGGUGGAGGAGGAGGAAGCGCUGUGGGCAUCAACCCCUAUUCUUGGGAAAAUCUGGCAGCAAAUCGUGUCUUACCGAAGCACAUCCAAAGCUUUGAAGUGCAGCCGACGCCUAAUAUGCCAAAAGAAAGGAGUAUUAGACAUCCACUAAAGCUGAAUCGACCAACACCUGUGACAUCGAUUGAUGGUGGCUGUUGA